Messenger RNA from Prunus dulcis (almond), 2053 nucleotides. RefSeq names its product LEC14B protein. NCBI's taxonomy places the organism in Eukaryota, Viridiplantae, Streptophyta, Magnoliopsida, Rosales, Rosaceae. Gene Ontology annotation, biological process: proteasome-mediated ubiquitin-dependent protein catabolic process. The transcript is spliced from 10 exons. Gene Ontology annotation, cellular component: Cul4-RING E3 ubiquitin ligase complex. Bases 427 to 1848 code for a protein of 473 amino acids. The record is from RefSeq and is a predicted model, not a curated record. Gene Ontology annotation, molecular function: protein binding.
AAGUCUCAAUAUUUAUUUAUUAUCCAUGUCGAUGUACACAUGCACAGUGAAAGAAAGCCGCCUCCAAUUCAAGUCUCUUUCUUCACAACAGAUGAGGGUAACGGUGUUCUCAAGGUUUAGGUUGUUGGGUUGGAAGCUUGUUGUCGUAUUUGUAAAAUUUCCCAAGAAAGGAAGUAGCUUGAGGUGUGUGCUUACGAAAUAGGAACAAGAUUAGCUACUUGGUUGGUUGUCCUUAUAUUUCUUUUGGUGUUUUUUCAUGGCUUAUACUUGUAGGAUUGGCGUGAUUGGGAUGCUUUUUUUAGUGUUUUCAAGGUUCGGCUACAUUGUUAGUCCUUAAAAUGUGUUGUGCAAAAUCAUAUUGCUUCUGGGCUUAAACUCAGAUACAUAUCACAGCCGCUGCGGCUGCAGUUUGAUGAAUUUGAUGAGAUGGGCUAUUCACUGAGUAGAUUGACCCUAGAAUCUGACCAUUUUGAUGAAGUUGGUAGCAGUCAAACAUCCGGCAAACUCUUGCAUAAUCUAGAGCAUGAAGUGGCCCAACUCACGAAGUUAAGGUCAGCACCCCAUGAGCGGCUCAACCAAAUUGGACCGGGGAAGCGGGACCUGCCCGUUUCCGUGGUCAAGAUGCUGGCUGGUCGAGAAGGUAAUUAUUCGGGAAGGGGAAGGUUCUCUUCUGCAGAUCGUUGUCAUGUUCUAAGUAGAUAUUUGCCAGUGAAGGGUCCUGGGCUUGUUGACCACAUGCCCAGCCGAGCAUAUGUCUCACAGUUUUCAGCAGAUGGAUCUCUUUUUAUUGCUGCGUUUCAGGAUAGCCAGAUUAGAAUAUACAAUGUGGAUAAAGGGUGGAAAAUACAGAAGAACAUUCAUGCGAAAACUAUGCGAUGGACCGUCACUGAUACGUCUCUUUCCCCAAAUCAACACCAUCUUGUUUAUGCGAGUAUGUCAUCUAUUGUUCAUAUGGUUAAUGCGGGAUCAUCUCAAACAGAGUCUCUUGCAAAUGUAACGGAGAUCCAUGAAGGUUUGGAUUUUUCCUCGGGUGAUGAUGGAGGGUACUCGUUUGGUAUUUUCUCCAUAAAAUUCUCAACAGAUGGACACGAACUUGUUGCUGGAAGUAGUGAUGACUCCAUAUAUGUUUAUGAUCUUGAAGCCAAUAAACCCUCCCUUCGAAUUUUGGCACACACGUCUGAUGUGAACACCGUAUGUUUUGCCGAUGAAAGUGGCCAUCUUAUUUAUUCUGGAAGUGAUGAUACUCUCUGUAAGGUGUGGGACAGACGUUGUUUUAAAGCUACGGGGAGGCCAGCAGGAGUCUUGACGGGACACCUAGAAGGUAUUACAUUCAUUGACAGCAAGGGAGAUGGUCGUUAUUUCAUUUCAAAUGGUAAAGAUCAGGCCAUUAAACUUUGGGAUAUUAGGAGAAUGACUUCUAAGGCCACCUGCAUUCCAGGGCAAAGGAGUUCUGAAUGGGAUUACAGAUGGAUGGACUACCCACCACAGGCCAAAGAUAUCAAACAUCCAUCUGAUCAAUCAAUAGCUACAUAUAGAGGUCAUUCAGUCUUGCGUACGCUUAUUCGCUGCUACUUUUCCCCCGCAUAUAGCACUGGACAAAAGUACAUCUACACUGGAUCACAUGAUUCUGGCGUUUAUAUAUACGAUUUGGUAAGUGGAGCCCGAGUCGCGACACUCAAGUAUCAUAAAGCACCUGUAAGAGAUUGUAGUUGGCACCCCUAUUACCCAAUGCUCGUGAGUUCUUCUUGGGAUGGGGCUGUUGUUAGAUGGGAGUUCCCAGGGAAAGGAGAAGCACCAGCACCAGCACCUUGCAGCAGAAACAGAAUCUGGAGGAGACAUUUUUCUUGAACUCACGAGUGAUAUUGCAGUCAAGACACAGUUUUGUUCAGGACACAAUAAUCUGGCGAAUGUAUGAUGAUUCCUCAAGUUGUACCAACACCAAUGAAAUAAGCCCCGCCCCUUCUUUUGUAAUAAGCAUACGCACAAAAUUCAGUUGUAAAUAAAUAACCAAGUAUGUGUUAAUUUUGAUCUUGCAAAACAUCCUAUUUGUGUA